Messenger RNA from Peromyscus leucopus (white-footed mouse), 4946 nucleotides. It is a transcript of the gene Lmx1b, whose product is annotated as LIM homeobox transcription factor 1 beta. The transcript has 9 exons. Gene Ontology annotation, biological process: neuron differentiation; regulation of transcription by RNA polymerase II. Gene Ontology annotation, molecular function: RNA polymerase II transcription regulatory region sequence-specific DNA binding; DNA-binding transcription factor activity, RNA polymerase II-specific. The record is from RefSeq and is a predicted model, not a curated record. Lineage: Eukaryota; Metazoa; Chordata; Mammalia; Rodentia; Cricetidae. Bases 29 to 1351 code for a protein of 440 amino acids. Gene Ontology annotation, cellular component: nucleus.
GCAGGGUCCGCAGCGCGCCCUGCGUCCCAUGGAUAUAGCAACAGGUCCCGAGUCGCUGGAGAGGUGCUUCCCUCGCGGGCAGACGGACUGCGCCAAGAUGUUGGACGGCAUCAAGAUGGAGGAGCACGCCCUGCGCCCCGGGCCCGCCACCCUGGGGGUGCUGCUGGGCUCCGACUGCCCGCAUCCCGCCGUCUGCGAGGGCUGCCAGCGGCCCAUCUCCGACCGCUUCCUGAUGCGAGUCAACGAGUCGUCCUGGCACGAGGAGUGUUUGCAGUGCGCGGCAUGUCAGCAAGCCCUCACCACCAGCUGCUACUUCCGGGAUCGGAAACUGUACUGCAAACAAGACUACCAACAGCUCUUCGCGGCAAAAUGCAGCGGCUGCAUGGAGAAGAUCGCGCCUACCGAGUUUGUGAUGCGGGCGCUCGAGUGUGUGUACCACUUGGGCUGCUUCUGCUGCUGCGUGUGCGAGAGGCAGCUGCGGAAGGGGGAUGAGUUCGUGCUCAAGGAGGGCCAGCUGCUGUGUAAGGGCGACUACGAGAAGGAGAAGGAUCUUCUCAGCUCCGUGAGCCCCGACGAGUCUGACUCUGUGAAGAGUGAGGAUGAAGAUGGAGACAUGAAGCCGGCAAAGGGGCAGGGCAGCCAGAGUAAGGGCAGUGGAGACGAUGGGAAGGACCCGAGAAGACCCAAACGGCCCCGGACCAUCCUCACUACGCAGCAGCGAAGAGCCUUCAAGGCUUCUUUUGAGGUCUCCUCCAAGCCCUGUCGGAAGGUCCGAGAGACACUGGCGGCAGAGACAGGUCUCAGCGUGCGUGUGGUCCAGGUCUGGUUUCAGAACCAAAGAGCAAAGAUGAAGAAGCUGCCCGAGGCACAGCAAGCGAGCUGCAGCAUAGCCUCAGAGGGGACCCUGCCGCAUUCCGUUCCUAAAACGCCCCAUCGUGGCCUAGCUGCCUACCACGACGUGUUUGCCCACGUUGACGGCCCCCUCCCUGAUGGUCUGGCCCCAGCUGCCGGACUUCCCACCUGGCAGACCAUCCCCUCCCCAGCCGGUGAGGUCCUGUCAAGCCGCAUGGAGGGCAUGAUGGCCUCCUACACGCCACUGGCCCCUCCGCAGCAACAGAUCGUGGCCAUGGAGCAGAGCCCCUACGGAAGCAGCGACCCCUUCCAACAGGGCCUCACGCCGCCCCAAAUGCCAGGGAACGACUCCAUCUUCCACGAUAUCGAUAGCGAUACCUCCCUCACCAGCCUCAGCGACUGCUUCCUCGGAUCCUCGGACGUGGGCUCCCUGCAGGCCCGCGUGGGGAACCCCAUCGACCGGCUCUACUCCAUGCAGAGCUCCUACUUUGCCUCCUGAGGGCCAGCCGGGCCGCAUGGACGCUUGGGCCUGGGCCUAGGGUGGGACCACAGGCCUCUGCAGCCAGCCGGCCCCCCAGCCCACCACCCGCUCAGACUCUACAGACAGCCAUACGGUGCCCUCCCCGCGGCCAGCCGGACCUGGCUCAAGUGCCCACUGGGCGCAGCCAGACAGGCAGAUGGGUGCAGCCUGGGCAGGGACUGUGUCCUGCCCACAGAGACCGUGUGACCCCUGGGGACCCAGAGCUCUUGGACAGCCACUUGCCUCCCAGCCCCUGACUCCGUCACCGUCUUUCCCCUCCCCACCUCUUUUUUUGGGAAGCUUAUAUUUGUUCUAUUUUUUUUUAAAACAUUCUCUCUGUUUCCAGCCAAGCUCCAUUGUCCCUGCAAGUCCAGCCCUGGGACAGUACCUGGUACCCGAGAAACGGUUAUACGGGUGUCCUGCGCAGGUGACCACUUCCCCUUCUGGUCAGCGCAGGGGAUGGUUUCUGGGUCCAAGAGGCCCAGGGUCACUGUCCCCAGCCCUAGGCUGGGGCAGAGUAGAGGAGGAACCGAGCAGGGGUGACAGGUUCUCUGGCCCUGCCUGGACUAGGAGUCCCAAGUAAGAGGAGGGAUGUGGGCAGAGCCCAGAGACCCAAAGGGACAGAGAUGCAUAUGUAAAGGCACACGCAGCUGCAGGCACACCUGUGCAAACAUGCAUAUACACCUGGGUGCACACACGCGCACACAGACGUGGAAGAGGUGGACAGACGCUCUGCAGCCUGGCGACAGUGAGGUCAGUGGGCAGGGCCUGCCUCUGAGAGCAGCUGGAGAGAACAGAAGGAAGGAGGGAGUCUUCGGGUGUGAGCCGGUGGGCUUCCGUGCAUCCCAGGCUCUGUACAGGCAGGGCAGGGGGCAGUCACAGACCCAGGUCCCAGGCCAGAGAUGGAGCCCGCAGAACCAGGUAGAAUCGGGCCACAGCAGAUGAUCCAGAUGGAAAGGACCUCAAGAGUCACCGGCUUGACACCGUCUGGUACUUAGUUCCCUUGGCCCUUGUUCUUGGACAGGGCAGCUGCCCUUCUUGUGGCCCCUCCUGACCCUUAGUCUCCUUAGCAGACAGGCUGUACACGGGCAGGCACUGUACUCCUCUGCGGGGUGGCACUGUGUGACCAAGCUUCCCUCCUGACAUUAGCCAGCUCACACCAAACAGGCCCCUCCCCUCCCCUGCUUUCCACCUUACCUCUGCUAAUGUGGCCGGGGAUCCAGCAGGUGGCUUAGGUCCUUGGAAACCCACCCAUAUCAUCUGUAAUGAGCCUCUGGGCCUCGCACUGGUACAGUGACAUGCCACAACCCCUCAGCAUGUGCAGAUGGGAGGCUGACUGCUCAGAGCCCAGGGAGGACCCUGGCCUGUACCUGGUCACCUGACCUUCCGUUGACUCAGUCAGCUCGGGGCAUUACUCUGAACCCACUGUAUUCUCUCCCUCUGUCUCAGCUGGCUGAGAGGUCAGCCCUAUGGGGCUCCCUGCAGGACCCCUGCACAGUGUAGAGCCCCCCAGCAUUUCAGCCUCCUGUGUCAGUCCAGCCCGGAGUCCCCUGGACUCUUGCUGCCCAAAGCAGAAGCAAUAGUGGGUCUUUCCUUGGCAACCUCCACUGGCCCCCGACAGGCACUGGGUCCUGGGCCAGACGCCCAGGAUGCUGUCACUCAUUGAAUGCUGAAUCCUAACCCCCGACAUACAUCCUGAUGUGUGCCGAGCUCUAGCCGUGGGCUCCUAAGGAUGAGUGUCUCUCUCUCUUUCCACUUUGGGCUCCUGCGUCUGGCUAGUCAGUUGUGUGGGUUUGUUCUCUGUCUCUGGAGAGACCUCAAACCCCCUUCACCCCACUCAGAUGUCACAGAUGGAGUCAGCGGGGAAUAGCAGUUGCCAACACAGCCCUCCUGCGUCCCUCUUUUCAUAAAGAGAACAUCGCUGAUCUCCAUGCUGAAGUUAGGGUCCUGGGAUUCACCCUUCCCCCGUCUGGCACAGGUCCCUGGCUGAAUUGUACAGGGCAUAUUUGGGGCAGACCCAGGGUGGGUACUGGCUCCAGGGAGACCUGGCCUUCUCUUAACCAUGUUUUAAGUUGGAAAACACAAUACCAAUGGGCUGUGUAGGUCACCCUUCUGUGGCAGCGGAAACCUGAGACAGGAGAGGGCCAGGGAUGUGCUCCAGGCCUCGCAGCCCGGCGGUGACAGAACUGCAUCGGGCAGGAUAGCAGGAGUGUCCCCAUCUUCCUUAUCUCUCGAAAGGCCCCCACCCGGGACCAGUGUGCCUCACAGCAGCUGCUGGUCCCUCGGGGUCCUCUCUUCCUACUCCAGGGCCUCCAGACUCCAAGUCCUGCCCUGGCCCUGCUGUCCCCAUGCUGGUGUCCCCAGGCAGAAGAUGUUAUCAGGACACUUCUAAGUUGCCAGAGGAGGGACCUCAGCCAUCAGGCUGGAGAUGCCCUGGCAGCCAGCCUUCUCAGGAUUCCUUCACCAUGGCUGUGGCCUGCUGCCCUGCUGAGACAUGACACCCACGCCGGCCCUGGACUGCUGCAGGGACUCGGGCUUCUGUCCUGUGAGCAGAGGUGGCCUUUGACCCAGCCCUGCCCAGACCUUGUUAAAGACCCCACUCAGGCUGGGGAGCUGAGGCUGACAGAGGGGUAUGGGGCUGGGAGGGCUAGCCUUCAGCCUGAAGGAGCAGAGGGAUGUGGGAGUAAGAGGCAGAAAUUGAGAGAUGGGUGGGGGUAACUCAGAGACAAACAGAGUCCCACCUCCUGCCUGGGGAUGUGGCAUGUUGAGGCUCAGGCAGAGGAAGGAGCCUGCCCAGGUGUCACACAGGAGGGACAGUACCCCGGCUUUGUCCCAGCCACAGCCCUCUGCGGGCUCAUUCCAUGAGGCUCCCCAUACUCUGCUGCCCUCAGAGACUCACAAGAGGCCACACACGGGCACCACAGCAGUGUGAGGGUCAGACCAAGGGGCGGUGCAGGCAGCCUGCUGUCGUGGAGGCUUCCUGGAGGGGGUGUGGACGGUGAGGAACUGCCACAACAUGAGUAGGUCCAACAGAGAGGCAGUCUCUCCUUUAGGGACAUCCCUUUGAAGUGAGGCCACUGCCCCAGUUUACCUGGAUGUCCCCCCUGCUCAGUCAGGGAACACAGGGAAGAUGAACUCAGAGCUCUGAGCACCCUUAGGGCCAGGGGGAUGCCGCAGCCCGGGGCUGACCACUGUGGGAAGGGCCACCACACUCACACACACGUACAUGCACACACUCACCUGAUACAAGGAGGCUCACAUGUGGCCUGCAGCAGGGAAGCAGGAAGGACCCUUCAGCACACGGCCCUUCACAGGGGCGAUUGCCAACGGUCUCUGGGCUGCCGCCCUGCCCCGGGGUCCCACCGGAGGGGGUUGCUGCAGCUGGCUGGGGCCAGGCCUCCCAUCGUAUUCUUCCGUUUACCUUGUACAGACUGCCCGCCUGCCAUCCCCACACACAUUUUAUUUAAUAACUUGUCAUUGUUAAAUUAUUUAUUAGCAUUACCACAUCACCACCCCCCGCCUUCCACUCACCUGCCUCUUCCCACAAAAGCAGAAAUGGAAACAAUGAGAAAAA